Molecule: messenger RNA, 8035 nt
Organism: Pimephales promelas (fathead minnow)
Lineage: Eukaryota; Metazoa; Chordata; Actinopteri; Cypriniformes; Leuciscidae
Gene: xirp1
Product: xin actin binding repeat containing 1
Biological process (GO): actin filament organization; actin cytoskeleton organization
Cellular component (GO): focal adhesion; stress fiber
Molecular function (GO): actin filament binding
Source: RefSeq, a predicted model, not a curated record
UCAGACAGUUUUCAGGCUGUAAAUGAGGGACUUUGGCCUGUCUGAGGAGUGUCUUAUGAGUGAUGCUCCAGUUCACACUGCACAGCAGAACAGAGGGAAAUGAGGAGCGCAAAGACUGAUCGCUUAAGAUGAGCUUUACUUUGAGAAGAAGUCAGUCCCUCAGGAGCCUUUCUGGAGGUCAUAGUUCAUGGUCUACAUCAGCGUCGCUGUUUUGGGACAGAAGGACACCUGUGUCUCAGCUUGUUCAAAGGUAUGAAAGCUGUGUGGAGCUCACAGGUGUUGGCAGACAAGAGGCCUGGUCUAAGUCAUCUGACCUGAGAAGAUCAAACCAUGAAGAGAGUAAAGUUGAAAGUCUCUGGAGGAGAUAUGAGUCCCUCAGUGGGGUAAAUUCCUCUUUUUCCAGAAGUAUUUCAAUGGACAUGUUGCCCCAGCCGGAACAGGUUGGCACCAACUCUCUGAGGGUCCUGUUUGAGUCAAAGAACGCCCUGCGACAGGACUACGCCAGCAGCCCUCAUCUCAACGUCACACCACAGGCCAAAAGUAGCCCAGUGAGUCACAUUACCUCACCGGGGAGGGAGAAAGGUUAUUCUGGUACUACUACUGUCACCAAUGCCAAAAAAGACAAGGCUCAUCAGAAAGAAAAACCCUUUGAGAUAAUGAGGAGGAGAACAGUCAGUGGGGUUCCUGAAUAUGUCACCAGAUCCUCCAGUGGCCUGAAUGAUGAGAGGAGACGUUUAAAAAAAGACCAGAGACCAUCUGCCUCCUAUCUAGAGCACAAAAAGAAGUACACCUCCUCUCAUAUCCAGAGCGUGAAGGAUAGAUCAGCCCUUUACCUCUCAAAGGUAGCAGCUGCAGACUCCUCAGGGUCCAUCGAACAGCAAGGCAGUGUGGUCCAAGAACACCUGAUCACAAGCGGAAAGAAGAAAAAACAAAGCAAGAUGGCAGAAGUAGCCAAACAGAUAAAAGUGACCGAUGCAGCCAGUGGAGAUGACGAUUUCCCUCCCCCUCCACCUCCUCUACCAAGACCUCAGGUUCUGGAGUCACUUCAAAAGGAUCUAAGCCAAAACUUACUCCCCGUACCACCUCCAAAAGAAACCUUCUCAGAGUUCUACCAGCAACGGCAAAAAAAUGAACUGAAGCGUAUUUUUAAACACAUUCAUCCUGAAUUGAAGAUGAAUCUUGAUGAUGUUGUAGAUGAUGAACUAAUUGAUGCAAUAAAUCCCCAAUCAGUAGAUGCGGCAUAUCAGGGGGAAGUCCAGUCCAUGCGCUGGAUAUUUGAAAACUGGACUCUUGACAAUAUUGGAGACCCGCAUGAAACAAAAAAAUUACUUGAUGAAGAAAAUCCUCAAGGUGGGGAUGUGAGGAGCAAAUCCUCACUGUUUGAGCAUUCAGUGUUUGAUGGUCAACACACAACAGCUGAUGAGAGACCAGGUGUAGUCAAAGGAGAUGUUCGCACAGCAACCUGGUUGUUUGAGACACAGCCUCUAGACUCAAUCAGUAAGUCAAAGAUGGAUGAUGAGGAAAUAGUGGAGGUCGUACUGAAGGAACCUGUUCAGAAGGGAGACGUUAGAGGUGCACGUCUCCUGUUUGAAUCCAAACCAUUGGACGCUUUGGGCCGUUGUUGCUCUGUUGAAGACCAACACUUCCUAAUGCUCAAAUCAGAACUCCAUGAGAAUAAAGGAGAUGUGAAGAAAACCGUCAAACUCUUUCAAGCAGAUCCCUGUUGUGCACUUAGGGAUAGUAGUGGCAAAAUCCAUGAAAUCAAAUCAAUCUGUAGAGAAGAAAUUCAAAGCAGUGACUUUAAAACAGCACGUUGGCUUUUUGAAACUCAACCUUUAGACCACAUUAAUAAAGGAGCUAGUGUGCAGAUCAUUCGGGGAAUCUCACUUGAGGAAGCCCAGAAAGGUGGUGUUGAUCAGAAGAAAUGGAUGUUCGAGACACAACCACUAGAUGCAAUUCAUGAAGGUCUUGUGGAAGAACAAAAUUUCAAAGGAACAGUGGAGGACAUCGCUGGGGAAGCAGAUGUUCACAAACUAAAACAGCCUCUGUCAUCUCUUAAAGGAGAGUCUGUGGGUGAAGUUUCAGAGAAGGAGGCAAUUAUUGGAGGAAAUGUAGGAUCCACCCUAUGGCUUUUUGAAACUCAGCCCAUGGACACUCUGAAAGACAGUUAUGAGGUAGGGCAUCUCCAGAAAGUUGUGGUGUCAAGUGAUGAAAAAGGAGAAGUUAAAGACAAAAAGCUGCAGUUUGAGAAAUCCAGUGUUGGUAAAACAACAGGUGAUAGUGGAAACAAAGUUCAAAAUGAUGAGAAAGGAGAUGUGAAGACUUUCAAAGACCUUUUUGAAACAUUACCUCUCAGUCAUAUAUCUGUGAAAGCACAGAGUCAAAUCCACGACAUUGCAGCUGGGGAUGUCAAAGGCAACCGUUCACUGUUUGAAACCACACCAUUGUAUGCAAUUAAAGACUGUGCUGGAAAUUUCCAUGAGGUUACGACUGUCAGUAGAGAAGAGUGCAUAAAAGGAAAUGUACAGAAUUACAAAUGGAUGUUUGAGACAAGACCCUUAGACCAAUUUGAAGAAUGUAGUGGACAAGUAGAGCUCAUCAAGGGCAUUACAAGGCAAGAGGACAUGACAGGUGACGUGAGGACAGCUAAAUGGAUGUUUGAAACACAACCUUUGGAUUGCAUAAAUUUAAAGAGUGAGAAAGAAGCAAACUCAACAGUACCAACAGAAGAAUUUCAAAAGGGUAAUGUGAAGACAUGCAAAUGGCUGUUUGAGACACAACCAAUGGACAUUUUGUAUGAGAAAACAGAAAAGAACCAGGAUGUAGAACCAGUUCCAAAAGCUGAUGUGAAGUCGCACACUUGGCUUUUUGAAACACAGCCAUUGGAUAACAUUAAAGACAAGGAGGACUUCAGUUUGAAAUUGUGCAGUACUGUGCAGGAAGACAUAAAAAGUGAUGUGAAUGUGAAGACAGUGAAACACCUGUUUGAAACCGAGACUCUGGACAGAAUAACAAAGCAAACAGAUUCUGGCCAAAAUGUAAGAUAUGUCAGUCAAGUGGAUGUCCAGUCUGGAGAUGUCUCACGUGUCAAGGAAAUCUUUGAAUCCAAGUCACUUCAUGAAAUAGGAAGUGAAUCCAUCAAAGUGUCUGAGGAGAAGAAAAACGAAAUUCAGUCAGGAUCGGUCCACAAAUUCACUUGGCUGUUUGAGAAUCAGCCUAUCAGCAACAUUAAUGUGAAAGACGACAGAAUAACUCACAGUGUCAGUGAUUUUGAGGGUGGUGAUGUUGGAAGCAAGAAGUUUAUUUUCGAAACUUUCUCUCUGGACAAAAUCCAGGAUAAAGACGAACUACUCGAACACCAGUCAAUGAGUGUUGAAAAGCCCAUGAACAUUAGCGGUAACGUUAAUUCCAGCACAAUGCUUUUUGAAUCACAGCCGUUAUAUGCCAUAAGAGACAAGGACGGACAGUUUCAUGAAGUUACCACUGUAAAGAAAGAGGAACUGAUGAGAGGAGAUGUCAGGGGCGCGAGGUGGAUGUUUGAAACCAAGCCACUGGAUACCAUUCAAGCAGACAAAGAAAUCUACGUCAUCCGUGCAGUUACACAGGAGGAUGUGUGCAAGGGGGAUGUGAAAUCAGCACGCUGGAAGUUUGAGACUCAGCCUCUUGACUCCUUUGAAGGACGAGAAGGGCCCUCAGUGAGGGUUGUUGAAGAUUUAAGCAAUGGGAACAGUGUGCAACAAAGCAAGCAACUUUUUGAGACUGAGCAAGCUGCCCAAAAAAAGUAUGUGCGAAUGGUGAGCGUUACAGACGUUCAACAAGGUGAUGUACGUACCUCAACCUGGCUGUUUGAGAACCAACCUUUUGAUACUCUUAAAGGUGAGCCAGAUGAGCAGAAUGCCUUGACAACUGUACAUCGAGAGGACAAUGCAAAGGGAGAUGUGAAACGCUGCACUUGGUUAUUUGAAUCACAGCCCUUGGAUAAAAUAAAGAUCGAUGAAUCAACUGAUUCAUCAAAGGAAGAGUUUGUUUCAUCCAAGGAAGAAAUCCCCAAGGCAGAUGUCAAAAGCACAACAUGGUUAUUUGAGACCACACCACUGGACAAAAUCACUGUGGAGAGUGUGACAGACACACUCUAUCGCCUUUGCCAUUAUUCAUUUAUUCAUUCAGGUGGAAUCAUCAUCCAGGCAAAUGAUUAUAAGUAUGUGAACAUGGCAAAAUAUCAAAUUGUGAACAAUGAGGAGACCAAAGUUCAAAAGGAGGAAGUUGUUGAGGGAAACAUCAGGAACAUAAUGCUGCAGUUAUUGUUCAAACCAAACCUGAAACCUAAAGUUGUUCUAAUUAAAGAGGAUGAACAAGGCAAGAUGCACAGCACAGUGCUUGAAAUCCCAUUUCAACAGCCUGGAUGUGCAACUAACCUUGAGGCAGAGUGCAAGACCCAAGAAGCAGUUAAAAUCAUUGAGAGCUUGCUGGUUCAACAAAAAACAAUCAAGACAGGCCUGGUGGUGCAAGAAUCGGAAGGUGGGCAGCCAGAGAUGACCGUGUAUUCCCUCCACUGUCAAAGCAGCCUGACUGAGUCACACAACAUCGCACGAGGAGAUGUCAAGUCCACUAUUGGCAACCUCCUUGCCACAGCUCACAACCAGCAGACAAAACCAUUUUGCAGACUGGAACAAAAUGAAAGGGGGAAUGUUGGUCUGUAUCGAAGCUGCAUUGAAAAGGGCGACCUUAAGAGUCUACAGCGAGAUCUUUCUGAGGAGGAACCAGCAGCCUCCUGUAUAGACCAAAUUGAAAUUGUUCAAGGUGAUGUAAAGGAAGCAAAGCGACACCUAAAUCAACAAAGAGAACAAGCUGAAAGAACAAUCUCGGAUGUUGUACCAGGAGAUGUUAAGAAUGCAAAAAAGGUUUUCUUAGGGGUCUGCACAGACCCGGAUGUUGGAAACUGCGUGUCAAGGGAGGAGAUCAUCAAAGGUGAUAUUUUGUCGGCCAUGCAGCAACUUGAUGAGGCAGUCAAGCAGCAAGUUGUGAUCCAGAAAGAGGAAAUUGUUUCUGGGGACAUUAAGGCAACGCUUGAAUCCUUGGAGCGGGCAAAACAACAAAGUUUGCACAUGGAGCGUGAGGUCGUCAAACCAGGCACCAUUUAUGAUCUGAAUAUAGAGGUAGAAGAAAUGUGCUCAGAAGAAAAUGAUAGGACACUAAUUAAGGAGGAAAUCAUUUCAGGGGAUAUUAAGGCUGCCAAAAGGUCCUUGGAGAAAGCAAAGAACCAAAGCAUGAGUGUAGAACGACAACAUGUCACUCCUGGAAAGCUGUGUAAUCUAAAUGGAUCAUCUCAGUCUCAAAGCAACACAACAGUGGAUCAGUCUACAACAUCCUCCUUGAGUAACCAGCGGAUUACAACAACAUUUCGAAAGGUUAGUGACAUAGAAAAUGAUCAGGGAUCCACUGAAACAGUUUGUUGUCAGAAUAAAGUGGGAGGGAGAAAUAAUAUAAUAGAUGUUAGUAUAGAAAAUGGCUCAACAGUGCUAGAUAAAACUCUUCAGGUUUCAGAGUUAGAGCCAGGUGUUGUUAAAGGUAAUGUGAAGGCUGCUAUACAGUCUUUAAGAAGUGCUGCUGUAGAGCUGAGAAAUGUAGACAGAGAGCAAGUUGUUGGAGGUAAUAUGCAAGAGACACUCCAGUCUCUCGAGAGAUCUAGCAUAAAUAUUUCUAAAGGAGAUUACAAGGCAGCAAUGUUAUAUAGACAAUCUGGACAGACACAAAGCAAGAUGACAAAUGACUCAGAGACUAAAUGCAAGCAGAGUUUUGAUAAUUUACCUUCAUCUGAUACUCAAUUGUCUUCUUCGGUUUCAGUGAUUGGAAGUGAGCCUCUGAUCAUCUCGGCAGUCAAUUCAGAAUCUGUUAACUCAAGCAUGGACAAUUCAAAGCUCUCUUGCACUUUUGCAGAAAAAGAUAAUAAUCCACCACCCAUCCCUCCAAAAACUGGCCAUCAGGUUCAAAAUCAGAAGCCAGUUAUUCCACCAAAGCCAUUGCACAUCACCACCAGCUCCGAACAUAUUGCAGAAAAAUCUCAAAUUUGUCCAAGCUCACCUGAUUGUCUAAUUAAUAAGCAGACUCCAACAAUCCCACCCAAAGUGAUUGCCAGCAAGAAAACGUUUUUGCAUAAAAAAGAAACCACAGAAACUUCAAACAAAGUUAAUGAUAGGCAAUGCAACAUUCAUGACCCAGUUCAAAGGACAAAUUUCACAGACCCAGAGGGUUUUCAGAAGAUGCAGUACACUGAGCAAUGGGUUAAAAAUUCCCACAUGCAGCACAUGGACACUCCAUCAGUCAGCGAAACUCAUGAUGAAGGUUCCUUUGCUUCGAAUAGAAUAGGAAUGGAGAAAAAUGUGAUUCAGAGGAUAAAUGCUGCAGAAGAGAUUAGGAUGUGUAUUCAGAGUUAUUCAAAGGACAAUGACGAACUAAACAAUGGGUUUAAGAUUGCACUUCAGAACUUCGGGGAAAAGAAAACAACUAUGGACACAACCCCAACUUUCUCAAAGAAAAUUAAAGUUGUGCAAAACAAAACCAUACAGGAUCAGGCUAAAACUUUCAAAGAGAACACAAAUAAAGUUGAGUUACACUUCGCCUGCAAAGACACCCCUUCAACACCUGAAAAACAUGAAGUUCCUUCAAAGUACAAUCAAACCAUCAAAGAGCACAAUGAUUCUGAGAACAAAGUUGUUUUUAGAGAAAAGAAAGCAAGGAGAGAGACAGAAGAUGAGCGCCACCAGAGGCUGUCCGUCCACAAAGACGAGAUCAUGAGGGGCAAUGUAAAAGCAGCCAUGGAGAUAUUUGAAAACCUUAUGAGACGAGAAGAGCUUAAGAUCAUUUUGUCAAAAGUUCAAGAAAUAGAGGGGGAGACCUGUGAGGUGGAUGUUAAAUCUCUGAAGACUUUGUUUGAGAAUGUGCCUGCUUGGAUUACUAAUCCAAUAAAAAAUAUGAAAUGCAGACAUUUGCCAAGAGCUGGCACAGAAACGGAAGGCUUAAGAGAUGAUGUAGAGAGCAUAUCCUCCGUUGAGGCUGCAUUUGAAGACCUAGAGAAAGCAAGCAUGGACAUCAUCAAUUUGAAAGAACAGACAUUGGCUAAACUCUUGGACAUAGAGGAGGCAAUAAAAAAAGCUCUUUACUCUGUCUCAAAUUUAAAGUCAGAGGCAGACAUUGCAGGGUUGUCAGGUCUGUUUAGUGAAUCCUUAAAUGUUGAUAAUGUCUCUCCAAGUACUAAAAACAUUAGGAAAAUUAGCAUUGUGUCCAGCAAAGCAAAACCUCUGCAACCUAAACAGGCACAGAGCAGUGAUAACAGGGGUCUGGCCAAAGCACCACAUGUACAUCAAGUUCAAAUGGGAAAAGCAUGCUCAAAUAUCCCCUCCUCUCCUUCAUUUAUUUCUAUUCAUUCUGCUGCAAGAAAACCCAUGGAGUCACCCACAUCAUCACAGCCUCUCUUAGACAAAUCAAAAGCAAAUGACCAACCUAAUGCAGUUAGCGGCAUCACACAGUCCUUCCCUGAGAAAAUCUCGGUCAGCCACGUCUGUAGCCCUCCAAGUCCUAGAAGGAAAGUCAGCGUUCUUGAAGUACAGCGAGUUCCUGAGGUUGCAAGUGGAAUCAUUGGUACUAAAACUGUCAGUGAGAAAUAUGAAGAGAUAGACUGCUUUGGGAAUACUUACUUUUCCUCCAAAAGAUCUACAUUUGUAACCAGGCAGUCAGAGACAGAAUUAUCUUCCUCACAUGGUGUAGUUACCAAUUCAGGGAGGUAUGAAGGAAUGACUUCACCUGUUUUGCAAAGGUCUGGCCAGACCUUCUCCUCUAAUUCUCCGUGUAAAAGCAAAGACAGAAAAGUGUUUGUAACUUUCGGCCAUCCCAACACAGAAAAACAUUAACCAAGCUGCCGAUUCUUUUUGUAACAAUAUUUUUGAUGUCAUUUUUAUUUCCAUAUUUCUAUUUAAAAUACAUUUAUAUUAGAUUUAUUGGUCCUAUUUGUGGGUAUAAAAUAAACGGUUUUAUUGUG